GCCUUUCUGGGCGUAGCUUUUGGCCUGGGGGAAGGGGUCGUGGAGUUUGAGGGGAGGUGGAGGCGAUGGCGUCCGCGGCGCGGGAAGAUGGCGCCCGCGGGCAAGUCCAAAGGCGGCGGGGCUGCGAGCACUAUGACAGGGGAUGUCUCCUGAAGGCACCUUGCUGUGACAAGCUUUAUACUUGCCGAUUGUGUCAUGAUAACAAUGAAGAUCAUCAGCUAGAUCGCUUUAAAGUAAAGGAAGUGCAGUGCAUAAACUGUGAAAAAAUUCAGCAUGCACAACAGACAUGUGAGGAAUGUAGCACAUUGUUUGGAGAAUAUUAUUGCAGUGUAUGCCAUCUGUUUGACAAAGACAAGAAACAGUAUCAUUGUGAAAACUGUGGAAUUUGUAGGAUUGGUCCGAAGGAAGAUUUUUUCCACUGUUUGAAAUGUAACUUAUGCCUUGCAGUGAAUCUCCAAGGGAAGCACAAGUGUAUUGAAAAUGUUUCCCGGCAGGAUUGUCCAAUAUGUUUGGAGGACAUUCACACAUCUCGUAUCGUUGCUCACGUCUUGCCAUGUGGACAUCUUUUACAUAGAACGUGUUAUGAAGAAAUGGUGAAAGAAGGCUACAGAUGUCCAUUGUGUAUGCACUCUGCUUUUGAUAUGAGUAGGUACUGGAGACAACUGGAUGAUGAGGUAGCACAGACUCCUAUGCCCUCAGAAUAUCAGAACAUGACUGUGGAUAUUCUCUGCAAUGAUUGCAAUGGAAGAUCUACAGUUCAGUUCCAUAUAGUAGGCAUGAAGUGUAAUAUUUGUGAAUCCUACAAUACCGCUCAGGCUGGAGGAUGUAGAAUUUCAAUAGAUCAGCAAUGAACAGCCUAUAUUGCACUGGAAAAAUCAAGAUUUUCUGAUAGAAAAAGGCUAUCUUUUUGUCAUAAUGCGUCACAAUCUAUUCAUUAGAGUUGACGUGUUUUGUAUUAGUGUCACAGCAUAAAAGCGUAUUAUAAGACUUAAGGAUUCAGGGUCUCUCUAUAGAAUUAUCAUAGCUCUACAUUGAAUGAAAGGCACCAUUCUUGUGUUUUGAUUGGAAAUUUCUUUGGUGUCAGUUGUUAGGAAGUCAAUGAUGUUUGCCACUGAAACUCACAUCCAUACACUUCUUAUACUUCCUUGGUACUUCGUUUUAAGUGACACUAUGCAUACAGAAUUCAUUUCUAGUUCUUGAUAGAACUGUACUUAAUUCUCAGUAUUAUCCUUGACUGUUUAAGGGCUGUGCUGUAAUGAGGAUAUGUUCUAUCUUACUGUUAAAAUCUAGUUACAUAUACUUUAGAAUUUUUAAGACAGUCCUUUGGAUCCUGUAAAUGUGAAUUUUGAUGUAAUAACUGCUAAUAAAAAUAUAUUGAAACAGUA
Molecule: messenger RNA, 1385 nt
Organism: Cervus elaphus (red deer)
Lineage: Eukaryota; Metazoa; Chordata; Mammalia; Artiodactyla; Cervidae
Gene: RCHY1
Product: ring finger and CHY zinc finger domain containing 1
Exons: 9
Coding region: 66-851 (261 amino acids)
Biological process (GO): protein ubiquitination; ubiquitin-dependent protein catabolic process
Cellular component (GO): nucleus
Molecular function (GO): zinc ion binding; ubiquitin protein ligase activity
Source: RefSeq, a predicted model, not a curated record